CCCCUUUCUCUCUCUACACCACACCACACCAGUGUUGAAGCAGCAAGCAAAAAACAACUUCUGCAUUGGGAGAGGGAUUUCCUUAUGAAUCUUGUAGGGACACAAAGACAGCUUUGUCUUCGUGGUUCCCAUUUCGAUUCAGGCCUGAAAAAUUCCUAGAAAAUUAAAAGACAAUGGGAUGUUCUUCAUCCAAGUUGGACGAUGAAGAGGCUGUCCAGUUAUGCAAAGACCGUAAGAAGUUCAUCAGACAAGCCGUCGAGCAAAGAACAAAAUUCGCAUCGGGACACAUUGCUUACAUACAAGCCAUGAAAAGAGUGUCCGCUGCACUUCGGGAAUAUAUUGAUGUGGACGAGCCUCGUGAGUUUCUAUUGGAUUCAUUCACAACGCCAAAGAAAACAACGAGCCCGGGUUUUAUAUCUAUAACACCUGGUGGUUCCUUCUCAGUGACACCGUUUAAAACCGAAACAAAAUCUUCUUACAAAAUAAACUACUUUAAGUCCGGUGGAAAUUCGUCUGUUUCUGUUGAAGAGAGACCACCUCAAUCACCGGAAACUUACAGAGCUGAAGCUUUCUACUCUCCCACGCCUCAUUUUGGCAUGGAUAGCAUGUUUUCUAUGCAAUCAUCUCCGAUGAAUUCUUCGUUUUUUCAGUAUUCGCCCAACAAUAGGCCUAGUUUUCCUCCACCUUCUCCACAAGCAUCUCAAUGGGAUUUUUUCUGGAACCCGUUUUCUUCGUUGGAUUACUAUGGCUACCCAACAAGAACCAGUCUUGAUCAGACAAUGAUGGAUGACGAUAAUGAUGGGCUACAGCAAGUUCGAGAGGAAGAAGGCAUACCUGAUUUAGAAGAGGAAACGGAGCAUGAAGAAGUUGAUGUUAGGAGGGUGUUUAAGAAAGAAGAGAGCGUUAAGCGAGAACUGAACUUUGAUAGAGAAGAAGUUGUUGUUGAAGAUGUUAACGAUAGUGAUGAUAGUGAUGACAGCGACUGUGAAAUGGAGGAACAUGUCCAAGAAAUGCCUUCCCAAGAACAAGAAAGUGUAGAAGUGGCGAAAUCGCAAAAUGUGGGGCAAAUAAGUAAAAAGGAAGCAAAGGCAGUUGCGGAUUGUGAAUCAAGAGAGGAAACGACACCUGGAUUCACUGUAUAUGUGAAUAGAAGGCCGACGAAUAUGGCGGAAGUUAUUAAGGAUCUUGAAGAUCAAUUCAUGGCUGCUUGUAAUGCCGCUGGAGAGAUGUCAUGCAUUUUGGAGUCGAGCAGAGCUCAGUACUCAUCACCAUCAUCAUUGAAUGAUCUAACAGCAAUGAAGAUGCUUAAUCCAGUAGCAUUAUUUAGAUCGGGUUCGUCUCGAUCAUCAUCAUCAAGAUUUAUGGUCAGUGCUUCAGCUUCAGCUUCAGCUUCAACUUCAAGAGAUGAAUGCUCCGAAAGCAGCAGCGACUUCUCCGAAGAAUCUUGCAUAUUUUCAGGCAGUCACCAAUCAACUCUUGACAGACUCUACGCUUGGGAAAAGAAACUUUACCAGGAAGUUAGGGCUGGCGAGCGUAUUCGUAUAGCGUACGAAAAGAAGUGCACGCAGCUAAGCAACCAAGACGUAAAAGGAGACGACCCUGUUUUCGUGGACAAAACAAGGGCCGCCAUUAGAGAUCUUCAAACCAAGAUAAAAGUCUCAAUACACACAGUUGAAGCCAUCUCGAAGAGGAUCGAAACCCUAAGAGACGAAGAACUCGAGCCUCAGCUUUUAGAAUUGGUUCAAGGAUUAUCAAGAAUGUGGAAAGUAAUGGCAGAGUGCCAUCAACUGCAGAAGCGUACGCUAGACGAAGCCAAGAUAUUACUUGCCGGAACACCUUCGAAAAAAAAUAUAUCAAAGUACACAAUAAUGUCACCAUCGGAGCCUCACAGGCUAGCUCGUGCUGCCGCCAGUCUCGAGGCUGAGCUAAGAAACUGGAGGGCAUGCUUUGCUACGUGGAUCGUUGCUCAACGAUCCUACGUGCACGCACUGACAAGCUGGCUGCUUCGAUGCGUGGGGCCCGAUCCCGACGCGUCGAAAUCGCCGUUUUCUCCCCGAAGGUCUUUGGGGGCCCCACCUAUAUUUCAGAUAUGCAUCCAUUGGUUGAGAUUCUUGGAUGGGGUAAGGGAAGCAACGGUGCUUGAUGGAAUGGACUUUUUUGCUGCUGGGGUGGGGUCGUUGUACGAGCAGCAGCUGAGGGAAGAUUCUAGAAGGAGAUUGUCUAGUGGCGGCGGUGGUGGUGGUGGUUCGAAGAGGUUUGGUGGGGACCACAUGGUGGUGGAGGUGAUUGGUGGUGGUGGUGGUGAUGAAGAUGAAGUGGUGACGGCGGAGAAAAUGGCUGAGGUCGCGAUAAGAGUGCUGUGUGCUGGAAUGUCGGUUUCGGUGAGUGCACUCACUGAGUUUGCUGUUUGCUCGGCACAAGGGUAUAAGGAUUUGAUCGAGAAACGGGAUACUAAUGGCGAGACGAAAAGUUUAGAUGGAAAAGGAAAUUGAGGGGUUUUUUUUCUUUUCUUUUUUCGGUAGAGUUAUAGUGUAGCAGGAAAUGAAUGUACAUUAUUACAAAGUUUAACUUAUGUUGUAGCAAAUAGGUAUAUGUGUAGCUUUUGCUCUAUAUGCAUAUGCAAUUUUCACCUGAAUUGUAAGAACAGAAGAUAAACAGGUUGUUGUAAUCCAAGAAAGGUUUUUCAUUUUCAA
Molecule: messenger RNA, 2693 nt
Organism: Erythranthe guttata (spotted monkey flower)
Lineage: Eukaryota; Viridiplantae; Streptophyta; Magnoliopsida; Lamiales; Phrymaceae
Source: RefSeq, a predicted model, not a curated record